Molecule: messenger RNA, 1601 nt
Organism: Dendroctonus ponderosae (mountain pine beetle)
Lineage: Eukaryota; Metazoa; Arthropoda; Insecta; Coleoptera; Curculionidae
Gene: GrlHz
Exons: 6
Coding region: 133-1506 (457 amino acids)
Source: RefSeq, a predicted model, not a curated record
UCGAGGCAAGAUAGUCAGUCUACUGUGGUCUAACUGAAUUGCUUGACAGACAAAUAUUAAUGUAGUUUUUUGUUUAUUUUUGUGCAACUCAAUGUGUGGAACUUUUCGCCUUCAACUGUUGAGAUAUUGAACAUGAUGAAAACUCAUCUAGACAUGGAAAAUAAAGCUUUAUCUCAUGAUGAUCAGAGCUUGGAGGCAAACUUAAUUUCAUCCACCAGUAUGGGAGACGAACACAACGUAAUGAUAAUGGAAGAUUCCUUUGAUCCUUACAGUAUUACGGGGAUUUUAACUGUUUGCAAACGGGAGCUGCUGGGGCCGUAUAUGAGGUUUCUAAGCCUGGUGGGGCUGAGGCCCAUAAUUGGAGAACACAGUCAAUGGGGCUGUUGCGUUAAAUGGCUCAACGCAAUGUAUAGCAUGCAGGUCGUUAUAUUUCUGCUGCUGGGCUACUGUCUUCAGUACAUGUCCUGUUUUCGAAGAGAUCGAGGCUUCGGCAGCAUGACCUCAACCCAUUUGCACUCAAAACUGCACCUGAAGGCCAUGUAUGAAAAGAGCUGCACGGGUUCGCUCAGUUCCAGCUUCAUCUUCCCAAGCCUCCUCCAUUUCACCGGCUACCUGUAUGCUUCGGUUGUGUUUAGAACGAACGACGACAAUCAGCUGCCGGUUUUAAUCGAAAGGGUAUUUCUCACAUCCAGCCACCUACCAAACAUGCAGCUACAUCAGCGGCAAAUAGUCAAAACUCUCUGGACUUUCGUCGUAGGCAGUUUUGUUUGGAUGCUGGCCACUAUUGGCCUGGUCAGUUACAUGAUGGUUGAAGGGGAUGUUACUAUGAAAUGGUUCGAAGAUGGUCCGUUUCAAGUGCAAUUAACUCUAAAGAUUCUGCUAGUUGUGUGUUUGAUCUGGCAUGAUAUCGUUCAAGCUAGUGUAAUUUCCAACUACUGUCUACAAGCCCAACUGCUAAGAAGCUACGUACAGUUUAUAAGGGAAAAGUUGCUGCAACAAUCCAUUAGACCGCUCCAGUGGAUUCGAGAUAUUGAAGAGUUUCGCAAAUUGCUCACCUACUUGAAUCAAGAAGUCGCUCCAUCAGUCUGCAUUUUCACGCUUAUCAAUGGGACUUACGCAAUUUCCGGGACUUUAUGGCUGUUGGCCGCUCACUACGAGCUAUCGAAUGAUAUUGUGCCCAUUUACACUGGGGUGAAUAUCGCGAACGUCGUUCUUUGGUGGUUUAUUGCCGCAGCGCCUUUUGUACAAGCAGCCAGAUUAACAAUUGCCUGCAACAACAUGAAGACUGUUGGUCAAGAAGUGAUAACACGACCAUUCACCCACAUGAACACACCGUUUCAAGAUCUAAACUCUAUUUUGAUUUACACAGCCAGUCUGAAGAUCAAAGCCAAGCUGUUCAAUCUACCGAUAAGUGGGAAAUAUGUUGGGAUAUCAUUUGCCCUCUUGUCUGUCCUGUUUCUGGUUCUAAGCCAAAGUAACAUUCUAGAGAUUGCAUUUCAAAGCUAAUCUUUAUUUUAAGCAAUUUGAAUAUGUGACCACUAUUAGAGUGGCAGGCACGUUUUAGUGUUUCAGAAAUAGAAUAUUUUAAUUUAAGACGAAAA